Messenger RNA from Gadus chalcogrammus (walleye pollock), 2116 nucleotides. It is a transcript of the gene c1galt1a, whose product is annotated as core 1 synthase, glycoprotein-N-acetylgalactosamine 3-beta-galactosyltransferase 1a. NCBI's taxonomy places the organism in Eukaryota, Metazoa, Chordata, Actinopteri, Gadiformes, Gadidae. Gene Ontology annotation, molecular function: N-acetylgalactosaminide beta-1,3-galactosyltransferase activity. The record is from RefSeq and is a predicted model, not a curated record. Gene Ontology annotation, cellular component: membrane. The transcript has 4 exons. The coding region runs from base 203 to 1222 and encodes 339 amino acids.
GUGGCAGGUCGAUCCCAGCCCCAGUUGGAGAGCCUGCUUCCUGCUUCAGUACCUGUGUCAGGCAGAUGCCGUGUCACCUGCGCGACACAGGGACCUUUUUACUGGCAUGACAGCAGGUUCCUCCUGCUAGACAUUAAGCUGUUCUUUAAGGCUUCUUUAAGGAACAUUACACAGAAGAGAGAACUCCUUGUCCAAAACAGCAAUGAGGAACUACAAAUCUCCCUUGUCAUUUAUCAUCGGUGUAUGCAUUGGAUUCCACUUCUUUCAUAAUAAUGUGUACCAGCUGAUAAGAUCGCCCUCUUCCAACCCACGCUUCGACUGGCGAGCAUACAAACCUGUUGUGCAGGUUAAUCACACAGGCGGGCAGCAGAAGGCCCCGGACCCUGCCCAGCCCCGGAUCCUCUGCUGGAUCAUGACGGGGCCCAAGUACCUGGAGGGACGCACCCGCCACGUGCGCGACACCUGGGCCAGGCACUGCGACACGGCGCUGUUCAUGAGCUCCGAGGAGACGGACUUCCCCACGGUGGGCCUUAAUGUCAGCGAGGGCCGGGACCAGCUCUACUGGAAGACCAUCAGAGCCUUCCAGUACGUCCACCGGCACCACCUGGACAGCGCCGACUGGUUCCUCAAGGCCGACGACGACACCUUCGUGGUGGUGGAGAACCUGCGGCGCCUGCUGUCCCGGCAGGACACGGAGCAGCCGCUGUACCUCGGCCGCCGCUUCCACCCCUUCGUGAAGCAGGGCUACAUGAGCGGCGGCGCGGGCUACGUGCUGAGCCGCGAGGCGCUGCGGCGCUACGUGGCGGCCUUCCAGAGCGGCCUGUGCACGCACAACAGUGACAUCGAGGACAUGGCCCUGGGCAUGUGCAUGGAGAAGGUCCAGGUGCGACCGGUGGACACCAGGGACAGACUCGGGAGGCACACCUUUCAUCACAUGACCCCUGAGGUGCUGGUGCCCCGGGUGGGACGCUUUAAGUCCAGGCCCUGGUAUCUCCUCUAUGAGCACUACAGGGUGGUAGAGGGCCCGGGUUGCUGCUCAGAUUUCGCGGUCACAUUUCACUACGUGGAUAGUGUUCACAUGCACACGCUGCAGUAUUUAACCUACCACCUCCGGGCCUACGGCUACAAGCACCGGUACCAGCCGGACCCACCGGAGGACGGGGCCGGGGCCCCUGGGCAGAGCAGCGGGGGCCAUCCACCCCACCACAGGAACACCACCUGAGUAGAAGGCUGUGUGGGUAUGGGUGUGUGUGUAUGGGUUGUUAGCAGUGCGUGUGUGGCUGUGUGUGUGUGUGUGUGUGUGUGUUUUGUAAGCAGUGUGUGUGUGGGUGGCUGUGUGUGUCCGGUGUGUGUGUGUGUGUGUGUGUGUGUGUGCGUGUGUGUGUGUGUGUGUGUGUGUGUGUGUGUGUGUGUGUGUGUGUGUGUGUGUGUGUGUGUGUGUGUGUGUGUGUGUGUGUGUGUGUGUGGCGGGGGGUUGGCUGUGUGUGUGUCUGUGUUUGUGGCUGUGUCUGUUAGUGUGUGUGUUUGGCUGUUUGUGUGGAUGGGUGGGUGUUGGAUUUGUGUGCGCAAGAGCAGUCUUUCAUUUUAAGUUGUAUUUACAUUUUUAUGUAAUCACAAUGUGUCAACAUUUUUAAUACCAUAAAAUAUUUACAUUGCUAAGAUACAUUUAUCUAUCUAUGUAUAUAUACUUUUAACUGUUAUUAGGAAAGGUUAUUGAAAAAUAUAUUUUUCAUUGAUCAUGAUUCACAUGGUUGUUGAGAUACAUUUAUUUGGUAUAUACACUGACUUUACAAAACCUAUGGAUUUGACGAUGUUAGAUAAUUAAGAACAUUUUCAGAUAAGCACCAAAGAUUGUCCUUAACAUAUUCAUGAAAACAGUUAAGGUUAUUCACAGUAUUAUUAAAGUGUCCUAAAUGAACCCACUGAAAAUACAUGAAUGAAUGAACAAAUUAGUAAAAAAAAAACGUAAGAAGAAAGUGACAAGAAGUAAAUUAUUCUAAACGAAUAAUGAGUCUAUCACUCAAGGCGCGGUGUUCUGUUUUUGCUCCACAAUGUCCGUCAAUGGAGCGGGAUGAUGUUCAAGCGCUCUGAGGUCCUGAUCUCAUGAGGUCCAACA